Molecule: messenger RNA, 2024 nt
Organism: Equus caballus (horse)
Lineage: Eukaryota; Metazoa; Chordata; Mammalia; Perissodactyla; Equidae
Gene: TMEM53
Product: transmembrane protein 53
Source: RefSeq, a predicted model, not a curated record
UGAUUGGGCGGCGCCGAGGAGUAGCCCGGGUGAGGCGCGGGCGCGCGAGCGGGAGUUCCGGCGGGAGGCUCGUGCUCAGGGCCGGCGCCUUCACCAUGGCCUCGGCUGAGCUGGACUACACCAUCGAGAUCCCGGAUCAGCCCUGCCGGAGCCAGGAGAACAGCCCCAACCGAGGUGGGAAGGAGGCGGGGACUCGACAGCCUCUGGUGAUUCUCUUGGGCUGGGGUGGCUGCGCCGACAAGAACCUUGCCAAGUACAGCGCCAUCUACCAUGAAAGGACCCCACAGUGGGCAGCACAGCCUGAUGUGCUCCCAGCUGUGGAGUUGGCCCAGACGUCAAGUCUCUGUUGUCUGGAUGCUGCCUGUCUGGGCAGCAGGAGCCUGGGCGGGGUGUGCUGGACAUCGUCUGCACUCCCAGGACUUUCUCCUUUUCUGACCAGGGCUGCAUCGUGAUCCGAUACACAGCCCCAUGGCACAUGGUCUUCUUCUCCGAGUCCCUGGGCAUCCCUUCGCUUCGUGUUUUGGCCCAGAAGCUACUUGAGGUACUCUUUGAUUACGAGAUUGAGAAGGAGCCCCUGCUCUUCCACGUCUUCAGCAACGCCGGUGCCAUGCUGUACCGAUAUGUGCUGGAGCUCCUGCAGACCCAUCGGCGCUUCUGCCACCUGCGUGUGGUAGGCACCAUCUUUGACAGCGGUCCUGGUGAUAGCAACCUGGUGGGGGCUCUGCGGGCCCUGGCAACCAUUCUGGAGCACCGGCCUCCUGUGCUGCGCCUCCUGCUCCUGGUGGCCUUCGCCCUGGUAGCAGUCCUAUUCCAUGUCCUGCUUGCUCCACUCACUGCCCUCUUCCACACCCACUUCUAUGACAGGCUCCUUGACACAGCCUCUGGCUGGCCUGAGCUCUACCUCUACUCGAGGGCGGAUGAAGUGGUCCUGGCCAAGGACGUGGAACGCAUGGUGGAGGCCCGCCUGGCACAACAGGUCCUGGUGCGCUCUGUGGACUUUGUGUCAUCAGCACAUGUCAGCCACCUCCGCGACUACCCUACUUACUACACGAACCUCUGUGUCAAUUUCAUGCGCAGCUGUGUCCACUGCUGAGGUCCUUGCCCCACCCACUUCACCUCUGCUCCAGAAAUAAAAUGCCUGACACUUCCUCACGACCCACAUCCAUGGGUGGGAUCCUCUUCUGAUUCAACUCCCUACGGCCUUCUAGGACUUUGUAGUCCCACAAAUAGAGAAUUUCUAUGGGCUUCUGUCCCAGGGGACUGUGGUGGUCCUCUUAUUCCAGGAUCCUAGCGGGUAGGAGUGCCUGGGCACAUUUCUUUGGGAACCUUGCAGUGGUUGUGUUUGGACAAAUGCAACAGGCUGCUGACUCCUGUGGCAUUUAGGCUGUAAAGGGUUAACAAAGGGCGGGCGGCAGGGGGGAGUUUGAGAAUGAGCCCCAGGAUGGAUCUUUGAUUCCUUGCAUGGAAGGUGAGCUUUGUGGGGAGGUGCCAGAGGGUAGAGUCAGGCUGGGGCAGGGGCUGUGAUCUCUGCUCCAAGGCCCUGGAAGGGCAAAGCCGCACGGCAUGGAGCACCAUCCCCACAGAUCACACUGCAAUGGGUAGUUCACUCAAGAGAGGCAUCUCUGACCUCACUGCCAGGGAGUCUGAGGUAGAAGCCAGAUGGGGAGCUGAGGAUGCAUAGGGUGGAGGGCCUGCCCUGGUCCAUCACACUUUGUCAGGAAGCCACUGGAUCUAAGAAAGUUGCAACAUGUGCAGUGAUGGGCAGCUGGAGUGGGGAGCAGGAAGACAGCAGUGCCAUAUGGGAGCUGGGACAGGCUAAGUCAGGAGCCCUACAGGCCUGAACCAGGGCAAGGGCAUUUGGCUGAAACAACAAACUCCUUCAUCUCCUUGAAGGAGACCCACUUGGAUCCUCUCCAGGCAGGAGAGGUGGCUUUAGUCUUAAGAGUUCUGUGUCAUCUGUCAUUCUACAAGUCACUGCUACACUAUGUUGGCACAUAGGUAUUCAAUAAAUAUUUGUUGAUUGA